Messenger RNA from Solanum verrucosum, 690 nucleotides. RefSeq names its product B3 domain-containing protein At1g49475-like. The record is from RefSeq and is a predicted model, not a curated record. The transcript is spliced from 3 exons. Lineage: Eukaryota; Viridiplantae; Streptophyta; Magnoliopsida; Solanales; Solanaceae. Gene Ontology annotation, molecular function: DNA binding. The coding region runs from base 1 to 690 and encodes 229 amino acids.
AUGAGAAUUGGAAGGCGUAUCCAUUACGUACUUUUUCUUAGUGCCUCCUUGGUUCGGGACAAAGCUAGGCAAAAGAAAGACCAGCUCACAAGGGCCAAGGGGAGUGUAGACCAAUUUCCCAUCCAUUGCUCACCUGCCGUCAUGGUAAACAAGUUCCGUGGCUCUUCCUGUAGGAACUCUUCUCCCAACAACCCUAAGUUCAUCCAAAUCAUUACUUCCUCAGAUGAGUUAUGCCGUCUCAGGAUUCCAGUAGUAUUUGCCAAAAGACAUUGCAAGAACAUGUUAAACCCCGUGUUUCUUGAGGCUCCCCAUGGAAAAGCAUGGGAGGUUGAAGUGGAAAAUUCUCAAGGCCAAAUUUGGCUAGCCAAAGGAUGGAAAGAUUUCUGUGGCUAUUACUCAAUAACCGUCAGGAGCUUAUUAAUCUUCACAUACAACCCGCGUUCUCACUUUGAUGUCGCUAUAUAUGAUCAGAGUACAACAGAAAUUGAAUAUCCAAUAGAUCAAGAGAUUGAAUCAGAUGAAGAAGAGGAAGAUAUUCCAGUCCUCCAAGCUAAUGCUAAUGUAAUCGAGGAAGAAGAGGAAGAUAUUCCAGUUAACCUUCAAACUAAUGCUAAUGUUAUCGAGGAAGAAGAGGAAGAUCUUCCAAUUAACCUUCAAACUAAUGCUAAUGUAAUUGAGCAAGGUAAGUAA